AUGUCACAGGCUAGUACUGCCAUCAUUGCGCCAUUACAGUGUCCAGGUUUCCAAAUCAUUGACUGGCCAAACCCUGUCGGCACACCCACGCACGCAAACCUGCCUUGGCUACGUCUGGCAGAGGGCCCAGACAAGCUUUCAUUCGAUAUCGAGGUCAUCUCUCGCAACACGCUUGCUCGUUCAUUCGACUGCACUCAAAAGGCAGGCAAUGAUGCUGGGCCAUGCAAUUUCUGUGUACAUCUUGAGCCGAAACUCAAAGCACUUGCGGAGAAUGCAAGAGUCCGUCGACCGCAUACACGUCACGGACUUCUUACUCCCCUUCAACUCGUCAAGGUCAUACACAAGCGCGAUCAAAACAUGAAUGCUCUUAAAUUAUGGGGCCUGAAUGACAGCCGCAAGAUUAGAUGCCUUCUGUCUGAAUUAGAAGACCAUACCUCCUUAGUCAUGGCGCUAGCGCAGUCCAAUGUGCCAUGGCUACGGAAUCUUCUUCAGACGGCACUCAGGAAUGGCACCAGUAUUAGUGCUAUACUUCGCAAGAUUGAAGAAGCCCUUGAACGUGGGUAUCGGCCACAAGGACAUUCACAAGAGGCUCUCAAUCUCUCACUUCUCAUUCUUCGACUUGGAGGACAGGGUCUCCUGUACUCCCUCAACCAAUUUCUUGCUAUUCUGUCACCAAGAACACUGUAUCGCCAUACUUCAUUCGUUAAGAUUGUGCCUACCGUUGGACGUAUCACGCAGGACGUUAUUCAACAAAACAUCACCUCUGUUGCAUUGGUACCUCAUGCUACAGCUGGACUCAUGACACUUCGUGGUGUCAGCCUUCUUGUUGACAAGACUGCACUUGAGGAAGCAGCCGUAUAUUUACCACAGUCCAACAGCAUUGGGGGGCUAUGCUGGACACACUCUAGUUGUGUAGAUGUGACACUCAACAACUAUCAUUCUGCACUCAAUAUCGCCAAUGCACUGAAGGCUGGAAGGGUUCAUUUAGGCAAAGAGAUUAUGGUUGUUGGUGCUCAUGUUUUUGGUGAAGAUGGCCUUUAUCCCAUACUUGCAGCACCAACCUGCAAAUCAGAAGAUGCCAGCGACAUGGAGUUCAUUUUCAACACAACCAUCAACUCUUGGUAUGCAAGUGGAGCCGACAAGGAGAUAGGACCCGUCUGGUCUUUCACAACUGAUGGUGAUGCAACUCGGCGGAAAGCUGGACAUCGCACAUUCCUCCAGACACCUCUUCCAUUAACGUCACCACUUUACGGCACCCUCAGUAAUCUCCCAGGUCUUAACCUGCUCACUGGUGCACACGAAAUCACGCUCAAUUUCGAUUAUAAGCACAGUCUUCAAGCAUAG
Messenger RNA from Suillus paluster, 1344 nucleotides. RefSeq lists its product as uncharacterized. The transcript is spliced from 2 exons. The record is from RefSeq and is a predicted model, not a curated record. Lineage: Eukaryota; Fungi; Basidiomycota; Agaricomycetes; Boletales; Suillaceae. Bases 1 to 1344 code for a protein of 447 amino acids.